AUGAAACCUCUCUCCGGCAUUGUAUUCUGUCCAACAGCACUUCCUGAAACAACAUUAAAAUCUAUAACAAAGAAAAUCAUCAAACUAGGAGGCACCUACUCCAAAGACCUUACCAGAAAUACAAACGUCCUCCUCGUAAACAAAAGAACAGAUUCCUCCAAAUACAAAUUCAUAGUGAAAAAUAGACCAGAUGUUAUAUUCAUGGAUUACAACCAUCUUUUCAAAUUAUACGAUCUAUGGGUAAGUGGUGAAGAUAUCACUAUGCAAAACCAUUCCAAUUAUAAACAUUUACAAGCAAACCUCAUGGAUCGAAUGUUACAUGUCAUAAAGGAUAAAUACUCCUCCAAAGCAUUCAGAAACUUCUUCUUGUUCAUAGGUAGGAUAAAUGAUCAGAAUCAUUCAGUAAAGGAAAUCGAAAAAUUAUGCUAUGAACAAGAUUGCUUCGGUUGUGAUUCUAAAAUAUUCGCCAGGGAUGCUGUAUCAAAGAAUCCUAAUCGUGAAUUCGUCUUCAUUACAGAUUCCAUAUAUGGAGCUAGAGUGGAAGCCGCUAGAGAUGAAAAUAUCCCUAUUGUACAUCAUAAAUGGGUCAUUGAUUGUCAUAUAAGAGGUGCGAAAUUGGAAUUUGAUCCCGAUUAUCUUUUGGAGAAUGUCGUGGAUAAAACAACAGACCAAAUUGGGUAUGAUUUGACCGAUGUAAAUACACGAUUUAAUAAUCAACCAUUGAUGACAUCCUCUACUUAUAACAACUUAUCAAGUCAACAACAACAACAACAACAACCCCCGCAUAAUAUUGGGAAAUCCUUCAUGUUGGAGAAAUUUAAACCUCAAGGUACAAAACUUUGGGAAAAAGUUACAUCAAAUGAUAAGAUGAAACAACGAGAAACACACGAAGAGGAAAAAUAUAGUAGUCCAUCAUUGAAUCAAAACUAUCAGCAUAUUUCGAACUUCCCCCCUGAGACUCCAUAUUCCAAUGAAAUUUUUACCAAUUGUACAUUCCAUUUAGAUGCGUCAUUCCCUGAAGCACAUUAUAACAUUCUUCGAAAAGUUAUUGUUCAAAAUCAUGGGGAAAUAAUGAUCACAUCUCAGAGCACAAUUGUACCAGAUUAUUAUAUAGUUCCAAGUAAUAUACCAUUAGAAGAAAUUAAAUUACCCUUUUCCCACAAAGAUCCAUCACCAACUUUAGUCACUGAAUUCUUCUUAGAACGAUGCCUUCACUACAAGAAAUUAUUAUCACCAAUUGAUUCAUGGUCAAAACCAUUUUUCUAUACAAGAAAUAUUAAACUACAACCAACUCCAAAAUUAUUACACUCUGAUAAUACAGAUGACGGAAGUGACAGUCUUGUAGUCGCAAUGAGUGGAUUCCACGGAGUGGAGUUGUUACAUUUAACUAAAAUUUUGAAAAUAUUAGAACCUAUGGGAAUCAAAUUUUCCAAAUAUUUAAAUGAAUCAACAGACCUUCUAAUAUUAAAUUUAUCACCAUUAUCAAGUAUCCCACAAUCACAUACCUUAUGGCAAAAUGAAUAUAGUGACUUAUUUAAAGAAAAUUAUAUUUCAAAAUCUAAAGAAAAUAAAAGUCCAGUCUUUAGAAACUCUAUGAAAAAGAAAAUAGAAUUCGUUACGAAAAAUCAUCAUAUCCCAACUGUAACCCCUGCAUUUUUAAUAUAUUUAUUCCAACAAUCUCAAAAUAUAACAAACCGCAAAGGACUAAAUACAAACGCAGAUCCAGAUCCAGAUCCAGGUCCAGAUCCGGCAAUCAUAUAUUUAAAUAAUAUAAAUUGGUGCAUAUUUUGUCCAAGAGCUGAGAAAAACCAAUUUAUAUGUAAACUCAUAUCUAUAAAUUCACACAAACAGGAACAACAAAAAAGAAAUUAUAACCCUACGAAAUCACCCAUCAAUCAAAUAGAUCUACCAUCUGAUUUCAUUUCAAGACCAUCAUCAAAAAAUGUAAAAGUUGAUACCACACCUUUAUUAUCACAUUCUAGGAAAAACAGUACUUCCACUACGACGAAUUUGAAAAUGAACCCUAACGAAAUAAUAGAUAAAAUGAAUCAGAAUCAUUUGAAUAACAAUUUAAAAAAUCAAAAAAAACGUAUAAUACCGAUAAAGAGAGAAAUCAUCUCACCAGAACAAAAGAAAAGAGUAUUGACACCAAGAUCAAGUCCCAUUAAAAGGCCAAAAUUACAUGAUGUAACUAUUACUAAUAAAUUGAAAAUUGAAAGAAGUUCAAGUUGGGGUCAUAUGAUAUCAGAUGAAUUGGAAAUAGAACAAGAACAAGAACAAGAACAACACGAAGAACAAGAAGAUAUCCAUUUCAAUCGUCAUACUCGUGACAACCUUCCUAAUUAUGAAAAUAGAGAGCAUGAAAUGGGAUCCACUCAAGUUACGUAUGGUUCUCCUACAUUAUCAGGCAACUCUCGAACUGGGACUAUGAAAGGUGCCACAACAACAGCAACAACAAGACGAAUUACAAGGAAACGGGUCAAAGAGCUUGGUUCAUGA
Molecule: messenger RNA, 2499 nt
Organism: Naumovozyma dairenensis CBS 421
Lineage: Eukaryota; Fungi; Ascomycota; Saccharomycetes; Saccharomycetales; Saccharomycetaceae
Gene: DPB11
Product: protein kinase activating protein DPB11
Exons: 1
Coding region: 1-2499 (832 amino acids)
Biological process (GO): mitotic DNA replication checkpoint signaling; mitotic G2 DNA damage checkpoint signaling; DNA replication initiation
Source: RefSeq, a predicted model, not a curated record